AUGACAGCAGUAAAAAAGGCAACUCUGGAGCGGAGGGAGUUCCAGGAGGAGGCUCAGGAAUUGGAAGGGGGAACUGUUGUGCAACAAAAGACAUACAGAGCUGGAUGGGGGAUGAUUGCAAGGGACUGUGAAGGAAACAUUCUGAGAGCUUGGGCAGUGCCAAAUACAAGCUGUUCAAAUGCAAAACAAGAGGAAGCUCUGGCUUUAAUAGCUGCUAUGCUUAUGGCAAAACAUCAGGACUGGAGAAGAGUGGUGCUCGAAUCAGAUUGUAAGCAACUCACUGAUAAAAUAAAUGGUGGGGAAGGAGACUCAGCUAUUGCAACUGUACUGUCGGAUAUAGUUAGUUUGAAAUCCAACUUUUAUGAAUGUUGUUUUUCCUUCACGAGUAGGAUUAAUAACUCUGUUAGUCAUUGUUUGACAAAAUUAGCUUUAAACUUGAAAGGAACAGCUGAAUGGAAGACUGACUUCCCAGCAUUGGCUGCUUGA
Molecule: messenger RNA, 486 nt
Organism: Coffea arabica (coffee)
Lineage: Eukaryota; Viridiplantae; Streptophyta; Magnoliopsida; Gentianales; Rubiaceae
Source: RefSeq, a predicted model, not a curated record